Messenger RNA from Salvia miltiorrhiza (redroot sage), 393 nucleotides. RefSeq lists its product as uncharacterized. The coding region runs from base 1 to 393 and encodes 130 amino acids. The transcript has a single exon. Lineage: Eukaryota; Viridiplantae; Streptophyta; Magnoliopsida; Lamiales; Lamiaceae. The record is from RefSeq and is a predicted model, not a curated record. Gene Ontology annotation, molecular function: RNA-DNA hybrid ribonuclease activity; nucleic acid binding.
AUGAACUUGGUUCGUGGGUGCUUUCACUACAAGGGCGGCGUUGGCUUUGCGUUUGAGGCGAAGCUUCUUACCGUCAUUAGCGCUAUUCAAAUUGCCGAUGCUCAUGGCUGGCACGAUCUUUGGAUUGAGGCUGAUUCCAGUUUUGUGGUUAAUUUGCUGCAGAAACGGGCGUCAGAUGUUCCGUGGCGUUUUACGGCGGUUUGGAAUUCUAUUCUCAAAUGCCUCCCGAGCUUCAGGCUUCAUGUGAUGCACAUAUACCGUGAAGGCAAUGCGGUUGAGGAUAUCAUGGCCAACCAACGUGUGGAGGGGUGGUGGCCUCAUGGAAUAGAGGAGAUUAAAAUUGCGGUGCGCAAGGAUAUGGCCACUCAUAGCUAUGUCUGUAUGGUUAAAUAA